AUGGACAGUGGUAUUUCGGGUGGUGCAAAUAGUGACGUAAUGUUGAUUGCGGGUCGGGCUGUUCAGGGAAUCAGGGGUAGUGAGAUCAAUCUUAUAAUCAAGCUUAUUAUUAGCGAUCUUAUACCAUUUCAGGAGAGGGGCAGCUGUAUAGCUAAGAUCUUUACCAUCUUCUAUUUAGGCACUACUAUUGGCCCUUUUGUUGGUGGAGAGCAAUCCAACUGGCGCUUGGUCUUCUACAUCAACCUCCCCUCGGGGGCUCCUCUGUACUCCUCCUCCUCCUCUUUCUCCUCGUACACUAUACCGCCAAUCUCCUUCACGUCUCGCCUAAACGUCAUCGACUACCUCGGCAACGCCAUCCUCAUCGCUGCCGUGCCAUCGGUUCUCACCGACCUCGCCCGCGUCGGCACCCGCUACCCCAGGCGCACCCCAGUGGUUGCUCUGAUUAUGGCAUUCCUCAGUUUCAUUCUGCUGUACUGGGGCUUGUACUUCCUGCUCGUCUAUUUCCAAGCUGUUCUCCACGCAGAUAACGCCACCUCUGGCAUCUGGCUUUUCGCAAACGUGCUAGUUAAAGAGUCCUUCCAUGUGGUGGGAAGCAUAAUAGUCACCAAGAGGUACCGCUACCGGCCUCUCCAAUUCCUCGUCUUUGCACUCAUGAUCCUUGGAUUCGGCAUUGUCGCAUCAUCCGCUGCCGGAAUUGAUUUCAUGAUGUUGACCAACUUGGCUGCUGUUCAGGCUGAUCUCCCUGAGAAGGACGUUGCAAUUGCCGCGGCUACGCUUACCUCAAUGCACGCGUAUGGGGUUAUCUGGGGUGUUUUGUUCGCUGAGGGUAAUUUGGCUGGUCAGCAUCGUGGCUACUCUGGGAUUCUUCUUUAUUUUCAUGGAGAAGGAAAUCGUGCUGCGAGCAAAUCCGGAGAUGGAGAAAACCUCCCAGCUCUUUUGGGAAAGGACGUUAUUAUGGAGAACAUCGAAUGCAGAUUACCUGUUAGAGUCGAAUAG
Molecule: messenger RNA, 996 nt
Organism: Pseudomassariella vexata
Lineage: Eukaryota; Fungi; Ascomycota; Sordariomycetes; Amphisphaeriales; Pseudomassariaceae
Product: major facilitator superfamily domain-containing protein
Exons: 6
Coding region: 1-996 (331 amino acids)
Biological process (GO): transmembrane transport
Molecular function (GO): transmembrane transporter activity
Source: RefSeq, a predicted model, not a curated record